GAAAUCAUUUGAUUCUAGAUGACAGAUAAAUACUGAGGAUUCUAAAAAAAGAUAGCUUAUUACAUGAAAAUCUUGAUGGAUUAUUGAUGGUAUUUUUGAAUAGGAAUUUUGAAAGAGAAUCAAUUCUUUAUUAAAAUCCAUAUCAUAUUUUGAUAGUAGGAUUAAAUCUUAGUGUAGGCUGAGUUUACUGUUUAUUGAAUCAAAAAAAUAAUUAUGAAUUAAAUGUUGAUCUAUAACCUACAUCCUUCACUUAGAAUUUAUGAAACAAUUUAGCAAAUAAUAAAGUUUUUGCCGUUUGAGUGAUGUAUUCAUAUUAGGAGAUAGAAUACUAAAUAAUUUUCUUGGAUUUAUUAAUAAGGAUUAUAAAGUUUAUAUAUUAUAAAGAUAUUGAAUUGAAUGGGCAUAUAUAUAUGAUAUACUAGAUUUGAAUAAGAUAAUUCUUGAUAUUAGUUGAGGUGGAUUAAUGAAAAAGACUGUCUAGCCAUACAUUUUGGAAAGUAUAUUCUCAGCUUGUUAGAGUAUAUUUUAAUUUUAAGCAUUUUUUUAAUAACGUAAUGU
Paramecium sonneborni is the source of this 558-nucleotide messenger RNA. Lineage: Eukaryota; Ciliophora; Oligohymenophorea; Peniculida; Parameciidae. The record is from the annotation of a GenBank genome assembly.